Cydia pomonella (codling moth) is the source of this 1888-nucleotide messenger RNA. RefSeq lists its product as uncharacterized. The record is from RefSeq and is a predicted model, not a curated record. The transcript is spliced from 4 exons. Bases 1146 to 1757 code for a protein of 203 amino acids. Lineage: Eukaryota; Metazoa; Arthropoda; Insecta; Lepidoptera; Tortricidae.
AAAGCGUCCCUUUUUACGCAGUCAUAGCUCACGGCCAUUAUUUUGGCCAGACCUUGCGAGCUGUCACUACUCUAAAGCAGUAGUUGAGUGGUAUAAACAUAACGAUGUCGCAGUGGUACCUAAAGAGUGCAAUCCUCCAAAUUGUCCUGAACUGAGGCCGAUUGAAGAAUAUUGGGCAAUUAAUGAAAGGAAUUCUAAAAAAAGGAGGCGGAGAAGUUAAAUCGGCAGCUGAAUUGCAAAAAAAAAUGGAAAUGGGCUUGCAAAAGAUAUCCUGACAGUGCUGUGCAAGACUUCGACGCAAAGCACACAGUAUGGCAUAUAGAAAGCAAAUUUAAUAAUUGUGUAUAAAAUAUAAAUAUAUCAAAUUCAUAAAUUGUUUUUCUUUAUUAUUAAUUGUAAUAUUCCUGCUAUAUAUUGUUUGGUUCUAUACUGUAAAAUCACAAACUAACUACUACCACCAGCAAUAGAGUUAUGUUGGGCCAACUAUUAGGGACCAAGGUCCAUAAGGUAUAACUUUUUAUUUAUAAUAACAAUAUACAUAAUGGAUAUAUACAGAGGAUUAUUAUAACUAGCUUAAGUCUAAAAUAGGCCCUUGAGGCAUUGUACCAAGGAUGCUGGCGGAAUUUCCCCGUUGUAUCGCAAUACUGAUAUGUUGUGCGAGGAAGCCGCCAGGUCUUUGGUCACAAGUGAAGUCAAUCAGACGCUUUGCGAUUUCUGUAAGAAACUUGUGCGCGCUGGGACCCCAUGGACCUAGAGUUUCAACGCCAAAUGGUACGAAAUGGUACUCUCUACCGAGGCUCUUUACGUUUCAAAAUUUCGGCACUUUCCGCCGCUGCGCCCGAUUUUACAUUAAUCCCUUGGAGGUGGCGAAAUUAAUGUAUUCAAAGGGGCAUGAGGCUAACAUCGCAUGAACUUAUGAUGAUAGGUAUUUUUUCGCGUCUGUAAUAUCCACAUUUCUGUAGUUAUCUCUCGCCACAUACCGCAAUAAUAAAUCGAUACACAACACCCACUGUUUGAUAAAUGCAAAGCAGAUCUAUUUCAAACUGGCUAUGAAACAGAUGUAGGUACCUACUAAAUGUGUCGCUAAUUUAUUUAAAUAAAAAUUAUAUUAUUAUUUCGGUGACAAUUUUCUUUACUCAAGAGCAAUGGAAGCCCCGGAAUUCAAAAGAUGUUGUUUUUGUUUACCCUUGAGAAGAGGAUUGAUUGCUUGGGGAUACGUUAAAGUGGGCCUUAACAGUUUGAUGUUAACAUACGUAGCAUUGAUGUUUUAUUUUAUUGCUCUCCACGGAUCCGGGGCGUUUAAUGCAGAUAUUGUGAUAUUUAUAUUUAUUAGCGCUUGCUUACUAAUCGAUAUUUCCUUCAGUAUUGUCUUUAUCGUGGCUGGACAUAAGAAAAGUAUUAAGUUGCUGAAACUCUCCUAUGUAUACCACAUGGUGUGGUUGGGUGUGUUGGCGUUAGGAACCUGCUUCAUGUUGUAUGUGGACAUCGAUUUUAUCCUCAGAUUAUGGUCAUACAUCCAAGACAGAAAGUACUUAAUUUUAGAAUUUCUUACGGGUUCCGGACUUGGGAUCAGCCUUAUAUUUUUACAAAUCUACGUAAUCUUACUGAUACGUAGCGAAAUUAAAAAGAUACAGAACCAGUCGUUAGAAAUGCAGUUCACCAAUCACGUAAGCUCAGAAGAGCCGCAGUGCACACUUCACAACCAGUGCACAGAGAAGAAACAAAUCGUGCAAGACGAUUACACAGAAAAGAAAUGAGGCGACAGCGACUUGAUAUCUGUAGAUAAAAAUGAAGGAAUGUUUUUACUACAUAUAAUAACACAAAUAUUUAUCGUAGUCAGAACACAAUUGUAUCAAUUUAAUAAAUAAAAAAUCGUAAUUAUUAAUUC